Molecule: messenger RNA, 834 nt
Organism: Aspergillus puulaauensis
Lineage: Eukaryota; Fungi; Ascomycota; Eurotiomycetes; Eurotiales; Aspergillaceae
Product: phytanoyl-CoA dioxygenase family protein
Exons: 4
Coding region: 1-834 (277 amino acids)
Source: RefSeq, a predicted model, not a curated record
AUGGAAAACAGCCACUAUCCCCUAUCCCCCGAGCAGAUCGCUUCUUACCAAGAGGAUGGAUUCCUCCUCCUUCGGGACUUUCUCGAUACACAAGAGACGGGGCAUCUGCAAGAAUGGGCCCAGGAAGUCCAUGAUCUCCCACGCACGCUUGAUGCUUCCUACAUGCCUUAUGAGGAGGUAAAUGCCCAAGGGAAGCGCGUCCUUUGCCGCACCGAAAACUACGCGAACAGCCACUCUGGAUUUGACAGUCUUCUUCGAGGGGAGCGUGUCCUAAGUGUCCUGCAGCAGUUGGCCACAGAGGAGAUGCUGCUUUUCAAGGAGAAAAUCAACUACAAGCUGGCUGGCAGCGGCGGAUUCUCCCCUCACAUUGACGCCAACGCGUAUACCCAUGUGAAAAACAUAAAGCACCUGACCGUGCUCGCCGCAGUUGAUGAGAUGAAUUCAGAAAACGGGGGCCUCGAUGUCGUCAAAGGCAGUCAUCGCAUGUCAGUGCCACUCGGCGAGGACCGCUGCAUUGAGCCAGCCUGGGUUGAGAGCCAGGAGUGGACUGCCUGCGACUUGAAUCCUGGCGAUAUUCUGGUCUUCGGGUCUUACCUGGCUCACAGGAGUGGUGCCAACCUGAGCUCCAAGGACCGUCGCGCCGUGUAUGCGACUUAUAACAGACAGGCCGAGGGUGAUUUACAUGAUCAGUACUACGAGGACCGGAGGAAACUGUGGCCAGCAACGCACAUGCGCAAGGAGGGGGAGGCAUAUGAAGAGGGGAGGAUGCGGUUUGGCUACGGGUCUCCGAUGUUGACGGUGGAGGGGCGAGGAGAGCAAGGGGUUGUUGCAUAG